AUGCACGACUUCGUCUACCCCGGCACCGUACGCUAUUUACUCACUAGAACAUGGAAAGCAGCUUUGAGCUUUUGUGACCUAUUUGCUUCUUGUUCGUGGCAAAAAUUGAACACCAGUACGGUUCUGCUUCGAAACGCGAGUGGUCUGCGGGCCCAUGCACUCGCCCAGAUACCCACGUUCAACGUUCGCACCUUUCCAAUAUGUCGAACCAAGGUUGACGGUACCGCGAGACACAAGAAAUGGGCUUCUCAAGCGAUCGGCAUCCGAUGUUGAGUCGGUAAUCCUGCAUUCUUAUUGAAGAAUCUUCGUCCUGCUAUUUUCUCUUAACUCAAACUGGGUCCUACCGUAAGUGUCCUUGUGCCAACGCUGGUGGUAUUGGCAAUUUUCAUUUCUCUGAUACAAGGGCAUCGGAGUAUGAAAAGAGCUGUUCACGGAGGUGUAUCUUGCGAGAGUGAAUACACAACUAGACUCCUGAUCUUAUUAGGUAUGAAGAUUUUCAUAUAGAAAACCGGGAUGUCUGCGACAUGCAUUCGGAUCCAGUACCCCUAUAAGUAUAGGUAGUGUUCUUGGCCUGUGUAGCAUGUGCGGUCUUGUCGCAGUCAUGAAAUGUCUUGCAGUACUCGUUAGCGGCCAUUUGUCUACCAACGAAGAUGCAAAAUUCAUGGGAGUAUUGGGUCCAGAUUUCAGAGAGAAGAUUAUUUGACUCGACAUUGACCUUUGCUGACUUUAUCAAGGGCUUGGGUUGUCGAGCAACCUUCACCCAGAAUAUAGUAACUCAAGUCUCCGACUA
Periconia digitata is the source of this 790-nucleotide messenger RNA. The record is from the annotation of a GenBank genome assembly. NCBI's taxonomy places the organism in Eukaryota, Fungi, Ascomycota, Dothideomycetes, Pleosporales, Periconiaceae.